AAGACAUCAUAAUUUCAUGUCCAUCCUUUCUCCCAGCGCCUCGGCCAAACGUGUAUUAAUCGGUGAUAUUCAACUUUCCGUUCAAAUUCCCAUAAGAAUAGACGCCUCAGACGCGUCCAAAUGGCCUCAUUUCUUCGAAAAAUACCGUGGCCUGGCCGGGCAUGGAAGCCUCUCGUCUUCUCCAAUCCCAAUUUCCAAAGAAUCCCCUUGGAGGAGAAAAUAGAGGAGGAGCUUUUUCCUGACUAUGUCGCAUCUCGCUACUAUCCCGCCAAGAUUGGGGAAGUCCUUCGAGACCGUUACCAGGUGGUUGGGAAAUUAGGCUUCGGAGCUAGCUCGACAGUUUGGUUGGCGCGCGACUUGAAUGGCCGUCGACAUGUCGCGCUCAAACUGUUUAUAAAUUCUCAGUCUAUGGGCCAGCAGCUGGACAAUGAGCUCGAAAUGUACAAACGUAUCUCUGCCUCAUCAACAAAGCAUCCUGGUCGAAGUGCUGUGAGAGAACUGCUCGACUCAUUCGACGUUAUUGGGCCGGAUGGGUCUCAUCGUUGUCUGGUUCACCCUCCACUCUGGGAGAGUAUUUGGACAUUCCUGAAUCGCAAUCCAGUGGGAAGGCUGCCUCCAGUGGUCCUUGCUGUCACCUUGCGUCGUCUCUUCCUCGCUCUCGAUUAUCUCCAUACGGAGUGCAAGGUCAUACAUACAGAUAUCAAAGGAGACAAUAUCAUGUUUGGUAUUUAUGACGACUCGGUUUUCACUGCCUUCGAAGAGGAGGAACUGAGUGAUCCGACUCCACGAAAGGAGGUAGACGGCAGAACCAUAUACAUAUCACGAGAGCUCCGAAAGCCAAAGGAUUACGGUGCUCCAGUACUAUGCGACUUUGGCUCCGCCGUUCCUGGCGAUAUAGAGCAUUACGAAGAUAUCCAACCAGACAUAUACAGAGCUCCCGAAGUCAUCCUUCAAGCUCCUUGGUCUUACAAGGUGGACAUAUGGAACGCGGGAUGCAUGAUUUGGGAUGUUUUCGAAGGUCGGCACUUGUUCACUGGACAUGACCCCGAGUUCCAGAAAUACCGCAGCAGGGCACAUCUCGCCGAAAUUAUCGCGCUCCUCGGUCAGCCUCCAUCCGAACUCCUUGAAGCCGGCAAGUCAAGCCACAAAUUCUUUACGGGCACCGGUGACUUUCGUAAUGAGAUUGACAUUCCUGAAAGCACGUCUCUUGCUGAGCAGGAAAUCAGUCUUGAAGGUGAGAGAAAACAGAUGUUUCUUGCUAUGAUGAGCAGAAUGCUUCAGUGGGAUCCAGCUCAGAGAUCGUCGGCGAAAGAGCUUGCUGAAGACCCGUGGAUCAUGGCGUAUAUGUAAGAUAUCUUGGUGCCUAGCAAUGUCGGAGUAUUGUAAUUUACAUCAGGAUACUUUUCUUAUGCACAUCCUGAUUGUUUCACGGACCAAGCUUGCUCGUCAGCGUCGUUAAAGCAGCAAGAAAUGGAGGCAUUUCCCUCCGCUCUCAUUGUAUGUACUCUUUUGAAGGUGUCUUUGUCUUCGAGACUCGCCCAUUAUUUCUUCAUAAGACAAGAUCACCCGUGCUCUUUCGUGCCUGAUCUGAUCCUGUUUUUUUUUUUUUUUUU
Molecule: messenger RNA, 1613 nt
Organism: Fusarium redolens
Lineage: Eukaryota; Fungi; Ascomycota; Sordariomycetes; Hypocreales; Nectriaceae
Product: serine threonine protein kinase, CMGC group
Exons: 5
Coding region: 121-1350 (409 amino acids)
Biological process (GO): regulation of mRNA processing; spliceosomal complex assembly; protein phosphorylation
Molecular function (GO): protein kinase activity; ATP binding
Source: RefSeq, a predicted model, not a curated record